AUGGGAAAUCAGCUUUCAGCAUACGAGGAAAAACCUCAUGAAGUCGAUCUAGGCUCCAAAGGCCGGAUCAAAGGUGUCCAAUAUGAUGCCAAGGCUCGUCGAUAUGCGGGCGUUCCGUACGCUCUCCCGCCAGUUGGCGCACAUCGUUGGCGAAAGCCUCGGCCAUUGCCUAAUUCAUACUCGUACACCCAAGAAGAUGGAAGCCCGUUUGAUGCCUUGAAAUUCCGUCCAAUUUGCCCGCAGGGAACCUUUGCAAGCAGCGCAGAAAAAGACAAGGGCCCUGAGAAUUAUAGCGAGGACUGUUUGAUGUUGAAUAUUUGGACGCCGGUUGAAGAGCGGAAAGAUGAGAAAAAGUGGCCCGUCGUGCUUUGGCUUCAUGGAGGUUGGUUCCAGCUCGGUGAACCGCUUCAAGAGCUAGGCAUGGAUCCCACCGAAAUGAUCUCCACAGGCGGGUUGAAUGCGAUCGUCAUUGGCAUCGGAUACCGCUUGAAUAUCUUCGGAUUCUUGGCUGGUGAGGCUUUGCUUGAAGAUAGCAAUGGUGAAAGUGCUGGCAAUUUCGGGCUUUGGGAUCAACGACUUGCCAUGGAAUGGGUGUACGAGAAUAUUGCUGCUUUCAAUGGCGAUAUCAACAACAUCACGCUGGGCGGACGAAGUGCUGGAGCAUAUGGUGUGCAUGCACAAGUGCUUCAUGAUUUCCAAAGAGAGACACAACUUUUCCAUCGAUUCUACAUGUAUUCGAAUGCGAUUCCAGCGCAGCCGAAAGCUCUCCCGGAUGUCAACCCACAGUUCGAUGAGCUUUGCGAGCACUUCAAUAUCGCAACUAAUAUCUCUGGCCCUGAGAAGCUCAACGAGCUACGAAGAGUCGAAUACCGUGAUCUGAUCGCUGUCAUUCCACGUCUCAAGAAUCAUACUUUCCGCCCUGUCACCGAUAAUAUUUUCAUCCAUUCUGGGUUCACGGAAUACCAUCACAGCGGGGCAUUUGCGGAAGAAUUCAAGAAACGCAAACUUCGCGUCUUGAUCGGUGAGGUACUCAACGAGGAAACUUUGUAUGCCACAUACAAUGCCCCCGAGCCCAAUCUUGCAUCCUUGGAGAUGCAAGUGGCGAACUAUUACUCUCAUGAAACCACCAAAAGAGUGCUGAGCUCUUACAAACUGCCUGUGGGAUCAGACCCAGUCGAAUGGAAGACACUCUUUGGUGGCAUUAUCGCUGACGGCCAAGUGAGGGCGCCAUCCAGGUGGUUGGUGAACUGUCUGAGCAAACACGGUGUGCCGCUUCGCGAUAUCUGGCGGUACCAGAUUGCGUACCGUUUGUCAUUUAUCACAGACAAGGUAGCUCCCACGGCCUGGGGUGUUUCCCAUGCCAUGGACAAGCCAUUCUGGAAUUUCGCUAUCUUACAUGGUCCCACGCAGGCCGAAAGACCACUAAUGGAAGAUUGGAUUCGGAAUUUCGUCGCCUUCGUACAGGAUGACCAAGAGUACGACUUCGGUACGAAAGCGAUUGAUGAAAUGAAAGUUGCAACACAGCAAGGAUGUAUUGAGAUCCAGCAGGAUGCUCGCUGGGGUGAAUUGGUGAAGCUUGGCGAAGUCUUCGCUGAUGACCAUCCAUCCCAGGACGAUGCUUGA
Penicillium olsonii is the source of this 1623-nucleotide messenger RNA. The record is from the annotation of a GenBank genome assembly. Lineage: Eukaryota; Fungi; Ascomycota; Eurotiomycetes; Eurotiales; Aspergillaceae.